Molecule: messenger RNA, 705 nt
Organism: Striga asiatica
Lineage: Eukaryota; Viridiplantae; Streptophyta; Magnoliopsida; Lamiales; Orobanchaceae
Source: the annotation of a GenBank genome assembly
AUGGAUCCGAAUAAUUCAAUCAUCAUCCACGCCCUGCCCGAACCCAACAACUCCGCCCAAAGCAAAGACAUCCAGAAAGAAGGUUCGAGAAAGCAGCAGCAGCAGCAGCUUGCCCCCAAACGCACCUCCAACAAGGACCGCCACACGAAAGUCGACGGGCGUGGGCGGAGGAUCCGGAUGCCCGCCCUCUGCGCCGCCCGUAUUUUCCAGCUCACCCGCGAGCUCGGCCACAAGUCCGACGGCGAGACCGUCCAGUGGCUCCUCAACCAGGCGGAGCCCUCCAUCAUCGCCGCCACCGGCUCCGGCACCAUCCCCGCCUCCGCCCUCGCCGCCUCCGCGCCAAUCUCUGACCCAUCCGGCCUUCACGGGAUCCGGUCAGGCGACCCGGGCAGCGGGUCUUGGCCGGGUCUCGGGUUCGGGUCGGAUGGGCAGAGCUAUCUGCAGAGGAUGGGAUUCGCGGGGUUCGAUCUGCCAGGGUCGUUGAGCUUCGCCUCGAUUUUAGGCGGCAGCACUAGUCAACAAAUUCCGGCUCUCCAGCUUGGAUUGUCGCAGGAUUUGAAUCAGUUCAACCAGAUUUAUCAUCAGCAGCAGCAGCAGAUCGAGCCGCAGCCGGGCCCAGUUAUUCAUGAACAUAAUCAAAAUCAGAAUCGAAAUCUAAACCAAAACCAACAGCUAUCAUCUAAGGACGAUGAUUCUCGGCAGUAG